Molecule: messenger RNA, 1566 nt
Organism: Penicillium manginii
Lineage: Eukaryota; Fungi; Ascomycota; Eurotiomycetes; Eurotiales; Aspergillaceae
Gene: rfeD
Exons: 6
Coding region: 1-1566 (521 amino acids)
Source: RefSeq, a predicted model, not a curated record
AUGCCCCCCAGAAGCUCGUUGACCAGCUCCUUCUCGGUCACCGACGCCAACAAUGAAGUGGUGUGUCCCUUGAAGAAUAACGAUGGCUCCAAUUGUCGCAAGAGAUGUCUCGGAGAAAAGCGCUAUCGCUCCAUGCAGGAGCACAUCCGACGUGCGCAUCCGAACCACUACAUCCCGAAGCUCCCGGCUACCGAAGAGAGCUUCCUCUUGAUGGUCAACACCCCGCCGGACCAACGGACCCAACUAUCACCACCUGAACCUGCACCACCUCGUCGUCGACAUGGUCACCAUGGUCACGGUCAAUUCCAAGGUUGGCUUCCCUUCUGUGCUCUGCUACCCACAGAUGUGGCGGAUAGAGACAUCUACGUCGCCGACGCCAGUUCCCCGGCUACUCCUCGAGCUCUUGAUGAACCUCACCCAGCUGCUGCCACUGCUGCUGUUGCCCUCGCUCAAUUACACCAUCACCGUUUAGCUUCCGACUGGGAUACAGACAUGGAUACCCACUCCGACACCGAACUCCAUCCAGGCCCGAUGCGCUCCUCUAUUGAACUCCCAUCGCUGCGCGACCAUUUCAAGCAGGAAUCCCUCCCACCAUUCUCAGCGCCUCGCCCGCGAGAACUUCUUCCGUCCAUUCUCAACCAUUCUCCCCCGCGAAAAGACAAGUUUUCCCGGUCGCGCAAAUCAUCCAUCUCACAAUCGGCCCGGAAACCCAAGCAUGAACGACCCAGAUCGAAGGAAUUUCCUCGGCGACCAAGUCUCGGUGAUCGCAAAGCUCUUUCGGCAGAGCCGCAAACGGCCGCUUGGGCCCAGGGCAAACGCUGGGAGGAUUUGAUUGAAGCGGCGACUUCUGCGACCGAGGCUGAUGAUGAGAGAUACUCCGAGGCUGGUCGAUCGCCUACGAUCGCUCCACUUCUCGCCAAUGUGACAUCAGCGCCUGGAGCCAAGAAUCGGUCUUCACUACCCCCAGCUUUCCAAUCGGGACCUGGACUUCCCCCGCUGAGCUCGCACCGACAAUUCCCGCCUCAUUCUUAUGCCGCUUCGCCUUUGCACAAGUCACUUACCCCGCCACCAUUUGAAAGCCACCGCGGCCGGGAUAGCGACCUUGAACCAUUUCCAUCCAUCGAAUCUUCACUUGAUUCCAUGUCCACAGCAUCUGGAAAGAACUUCCCGUCAUCCGCAUCAGGUCCAGCCCACUCCGUCAAUUCCGAUUCAAGUCCAGUCUUGAAUCUCAUUCCGCCAGUUUCUCAACGCCAACAUCACCGCUUUUCCAACCCAACGCCGUCCUCUUUCCGCAACAAGGAGAUUCAAAUUUAUUGCGCCCAGUGCAAGCGCCCUUGGGCGCUCAAUGAAUGCUACGCCUGUACAGAAUGUAUCUGUGGAGUCUGCCGUGAUUGCGUUGGCAUGUUCAUCACAACUCCACCGACUUCCUUCCGAAGUCCAGGAAACGGUCCUCUCAACAUGCCGCCUGGCCCAACGAGCUAUCCGAAUCCGAGUGCUGCUCGGGGAUGCCCGCGAUGCCGGACAGUUGGCGGGAAGUGGAAAGCUUUCCAGCUAGACAUUAAAUGA